CCCCUGCAACCCAUUGACAUUACAAAAUCGUUUCAUCAUACCUUCCCCCCCCCCCCCUUAUCAGAUCAAUCUAAUCAUCUGCCAAUGUGCUGCCGGCAGUCAUGGCGCUUGAAUCCCUCCCGACAGAGCUCCGCAUCCUCAUCCUCCAACAGCUCCCUGAUAUCCAAUCCCUCAAGUCCCUCGUCCAUGCUUCUCCCGUCUAUUACAACACAUAUGCGGCCUCGAAAAAGAGCUUACUCCAUGAGAUCCUCCAACGACAGUAUGGCCUCGUAGACUUAGCGGAGCCAAUGGCCGCCAUUCGCUCCCAUGGCCUUCACGCCGAUAUACCAGCCAACAAGUACGACAUUGUCAGCAUCCUAGACCGUCGCCGUCGUCACGACGAGUUACCGAUAUCCGAAAAUACUCCGGCAAACAUGGAGGAGUGUUUCCAGCUCUCCCAGCUCUACCGCCAACACGAGUACCUCCUCAACCUCUACUGCUCCCAAGCCUCCUGCCCACCCGGCGUGUCGCAAGAGACAUGGGAACAAAAUCGUCCUACAAAUCCCUCCAAGAUCGAAAGAGCCCGCAUCCUCCGCGCCCUCUGCCGUCUCCAAACCUACUGUAAUAUCUUCGGCGCCCGCGAAUGGAGCGAGCAGCACCAUGUUACCGCCGAGCCCUACUCCCCCUCGCAAUCCCGCUUCUUCAAGCGCCGAUCCUCCACCUGGUACCGGAACUUCGGCCUGCACGAGAUGUGGAGCCUAAUCUUCGGGACCAUGCCACCGUGGGAAGUCGAAGAAUUCGGCUGUCUCUGGGUCUUCCUCCAACAGCAAUACACGGAGAUCUUCUCCGAGAUCGCCCAGGAGUUCCCGCGGAACAGUCACGAAUGGCAAGCGCUGCGACCCACGGUCGACGGCAUGGAACUGUUCCCCAGCGUCGAUGGCGAUGGCAGCGACGGCAACGACUACAACGACUACCGCAACCACCUCGUCUCUCUGGGCCCAUCCUUCCUCUACAAAGUCCUCAACCAACCCUCCUACGAGGCCCGUCGCAACCUCAUUGCCUGCAACGCCGUCUCCUCCAAAUCAUCCUUCAUGAUCCUGGUCCAGGUUUCCCGCGACCCCCCAUCUCUCCUCCACCCAGCCGACAAGUACGAAACCGACGACAUCGCCCGCACCCUCCCCAGCAUGCCUGCCAUCGAACAACCAAACCACGGCUGGAAACACCAUUGGUUUGGCUACCGGCCUAUGCAAAGCGUGCGGGAAAUCGUCCGAACGGAAGUUUCCCAAGAACCGUGGGUUGAGCGUACCAUUGGGAAUUCCGCCGGUUGGAAAUCUGGAUACGCAAUCUGGGACGAGGAAAGAUAUACGACUGGUUAUCGCAUUUAAAUACUCCCCAGUAUUGAUGUUCUCGAGAAAGAAAAAAGAAAGACAAAGAAAAAGAAGGAAAAAUUAAUGCAUCAUCCGUGAAUCGAACACGGGCCUCAUCGAUGGCAACGAUGAAUUCUACCACUAGACCAAUGAUGCGACUGAGCUAUUGGCUCUUGAUGAAGAAAAAUCUGUCUUAAUUGCAUUUGUGGUGUUUUUGGAUUUCUGGGAUUGCAUACUGGUUUGGAAGCGUUGCAUUUUUAUAUCACAACCUGAUAAAAAGUUGUUGGUUUUUUUUUUUUGCAUGGGGGAUUUGCGAACGGUCUGGGAAUAUGGUAUUGAUGUGUGAAAACUCGUACGUAGUAUAUUAAAGGUAGAGAUAAGAAUGUAUCUCGUGUUGAGGAGCUGUGAUAAUAAUACCUAUAUGGCAUGGUAGGAGGAUGAUAAUAACCAUUUUUCGAUAACAAUGGAAGGAAGAGAACAACGUGAAAGAAUGAAAUAAAAAUUCCCGUUUUCUACGAGUUUACCAAGAGAGUGAGUGUUAUCUACUUACGUUAUAACUACACUAUCAAUGUACAAGUCUCGCAUCCCGAUUGGAUCCAAUCGCACUAGCAUCCACUGAGAACUAAAUAACCGGG
Molecule: messenger RNA, 1981 nt
Organism: Aspergillus alliaceus
Lineage: Eukaryota; Fungi; Ascomycota; Eurotiomycetes; Eurotiales; Aspergillaceae
Exons: 2
Coding region: 102-1364 (420 amino acids)
Source: RefSeq, a predicted model, not a curated record